CGAGCAUCCAUUACAGCUGUGUACCAGAUCCAUUCUUCACCUGUGUACCAGAUCCAGUCUUCACCUGUGGACCGGAUCCAUUCUUCACCUGUGGACCAGAUCCAUUCUUCACCUGUGGACCGGAUCCAUUCUUCACCUGUGGACCAGAUCCAGUCUUCACCUGUGGCCUAGACUGGUAGGAUGAGUGCAGACCUGAAGGACGUGAUGAGGAGAACGCUGGACGACCUCACAGAGUCCGACUUCAAGAGGUUCAAGCACUACCUGAGGGAUUACUGCCAGCAAGGUGAGUCCAGGAUCGCAUGGGGCCGGCUGGAGAGAGCAGACCAGUACGACACAGUAGACCUGAUAGUGCAGGUAUACCAUUCAGACCCUGGAGACACCAUGCUGUCCGUCCUGCAGAAGAUGAACCAAAACCAGCUGGCCAGGAGCUUUGAGAAAGACUUGGACCCCGAUGGUGCAAACCCCCAUCACUAA
Molecule: messenger RNA, 474 nt
Organism: Engraulis encrasicolus (European anchovy)
Lineage: Eukaryota; Metazoa; Chordata; Actinopteri; Clupeiformes; Engraulidae
Product: NACHT, LRR and PYD domains-containing protein 6-like
Exons: 3
Coding region: 181-474 (97 amino acids)
Source: RefSeq, a predicted model, not a curated record